Messenger RNA from Bicyclus anynana (squinting bush brown), 1142 nucleotides. It is a transcript of the gene mRpL19, whose product is annotated as 39S ribosomal protein L19, mitochondrial. Gene Ontology annotation, cellular component: mitochondrial large ribosomal subunit; ribosome. The record is from RefSeq and is a predicted model, not a curated record. Gene Ontology annotation, biological process: translation. The coding region runs from base 170 to 1090 and encodes 306 amino acids. Lineage: Eukaryota; Metazoa; Arthropoda; Insecta; Lepidoptera; Nymphalidae. Gene Ontology annotation, molecular function: structural constituent of ribosome. The transcript has 6 exons.
CACAGACGACAAAUCCACAUCCGUAUUGUGUGUAAACUGUAAAAUAAAAUUAUGUUUUUAAUUUUGAAGAAUUAAAAUUUAAAUUUUAAAUGACUUUCUAACUUAAUUACAAAAAUUGUGUAAACACGUACUUAAAUCAAGAUAACGUGCAUAAAAUACAUUUUUUGGAAUGGCGUUGGUUAUAAGAAAAUCAUCUCUUGACAUUUUUUCCGUAGGAAAAUGGAUGUUACGAAGAGAUUGUCGCCUAUUGUCGACUUUGCCUGAAAAAGCAGACGUUCUUGAGAAUACCGAGGGAGAACAAGAAAAACCUAUUCGCCCUAAGCCGAAGUUUAAUAACCCUGUGCUCGAAUACAGACAUGUAUAUCCAGAAUUUCUACCAGAUCCUAAUCCAAAAUGGCGAAACAGCUUACGGGAAAAGAUGGAAAGAGCUGACAUGCUUAAAAGAAGGAGUCAAAUCGAUAUCCCUGAAUUUUACGUGGGCUCAAUAUUGGCUGUGACUAUAUCUGACCCUCAUGCACAGAGCAAGACCAACAAAUUUGUUGGUAUUUGCAUUGAGCGCAAGGGCUGUGGGCUUAGAGCUGAGUUUAUACUGAGGAAUGUUAUUGAUCAUCAGGGAGUGGAGGUCAGAUAUGAACUGUAUGAUCCUAUGAUACAGUCAAUACAAGUGCUGAGGCUUGAGAAACGGCUUGAUGACAAACUGUACUAUUUGCGGGAUGCACUACCAGAGUACUCCACAUUCCCACUGGACAUGGAUCCUGAGAUAUUACCGGAAGGCACACCCGUACCUGUCAAUCCUGUUCAGGUAAAGUUAAAACCAAGGCCCUGGCUUGAAAGGUGGGAACGGCAAGAGUUAAAAGGAGUCUCAAAUAUAGAAGAAUACUUAAAAGAAAAGGACAGAGUAAGAAGGGAGUUAAGAAAAACACCAUGGGAGAAAUAUGACUUAAUGAAACAGUACAGGAAAACAAUACCAGUUGAAGAUCAAUCGGAGAUAUGGAGCGAGGUGUAUAACCAGUUGCAUCAAAUGCGGGUUUCCCGUAAGAAAUUAUCAAGGAAACGCUCUUUUACGAUAAAUAAGCCACAACUUGGUUAAAUUAAUAAUAAAUAUUUUAGUCGAUGAUUAAUAAAUUAGAUAUAAUUUUAAA